AUGCAAGUUGCCGAAAUCCUCUCCGACCUUACAUCCCUAAGGGCUUGUGGCCACAACGAGGCCCUCGCUCUCGUCAACGUCCACAAACCGUCAAGCGCAGAGGCGUCCACGGCAGAUGGUCACCAACAAUCAGACCAACACGCCGAGCUAUCAAGAGCACAAGAGCUUGUAGAUCUCCAUUAUGGAGUCAAGGUCAAACAUAUGGGCAGUGCACCGAAUUCUGAGCCUGUUGUUGACGCAGGAUUAAGACGGGCAAGGGAGGAUGUGAAUCGGGUGUUGAGGGAGUUGGAUGCUUGA
Messenger RNA from Talaromyces marneffei, 297 nucleotides. RefSeq lists its product as uncharacterized. The coding region runs from base 1 to 297 and encodes 98 amino acids. The transcript is spliced from 2 exons. The record is from RefSeq and is a predicted model, not a curated record. NCBI's taxonomy places the organism in Eukaryota, Fungi, Ascomycota, Eurotiomycetes, Eurotiales, Trichocomaceae.